Molecule: messenger RNA, 3066 nt
Organism: Andrographis paniculata
Lineage: Eukaryota; Viridiplantae; Streptophyta; Magnoliopsida; Lamiales; Acanthaceae
Product: pentatricopeptide repeat-containing protein At1g05670, mitochondrial
Exons: 3
Coding region: 361-2607 (748 amino acids)
Molecular function (GO): protein binding
Source: RefSeq, a predicted model, not a curated record
UCGCCUGCAGCUGCAGGUUUCCUCAGCAACCAUUUUGUUGGAUUGAUGGAAAUAAAUUGUUAUUAGGCAGCGUGUUCAUGCAAUUUGGUGACCAGGAGUUAGUCUUGUCUCUGUUUGUGUUGAAGUUUCGGGUUUUUGCUUCUUAUCCCAAAGUUUUAAUCGAGCCUCCCUUGGUCGCCUUUUUCAGAACACUGAUUUUCUGCAGCUUCGGUUCUCACUUUUGGUGCCAUGGGGAAAUAGCGAAAUGAUGUAAAUCGUUCGAAGGUUGAAACAUUACCACGGUGGUGCAGUGAUUUUACACUUGUUGAGCUCCACAGACAUAUAUUUAUGAAUAUACAUUGAUGGAUCUCUCCCACCAGCAUGAAAAGAUACCCCAUUGUCCUUUCUUCAUGCUGUCGUCGAGUAUUUUCGCCCUACAUAUGGUGUAAUUCAAGCAAGGGUAAUAUAUCAUUUGUUCGGUUUUCAAGUUCUUAUGGGUUUGGACUCUCAGGCAUCAGGCCCUUUCCUGAUUUUUCACCAAAAAAGCCUUCCAUAAAAGACUCUGAAUUCGUGCACCGUAUAUCAACUAUUAUCAAGCAACGGCGCUGUGAACCCUUUCGCCAGAUUUUGAGGCCAUUUGAAUCGAAAUUCAGCCCCGACCACCUAGUUUGGGUUCUCAUGGAUAUAAAAAAUGAUUAUGGGUUAGUUGUUGAUUUAUUUGAUUGGUCAUGUAUCAGAAGGGGUCCAUCACUUGAAGCACGCUGCAUCCUGAUUCACAUUUCUGUUGCUGCGAAAGAUCUGAAGAUGGCUCGGAAACUUGUUCAUGAUUUCUGGGAAGAACCCAACAUUGAUGGCAAUGCCUCCAUCUCACAGUUCCUUCAGAAAUUAAUUUAUACGUACAAGAAUUGGGGUUCGAAUCCAUAUGUCUUUGACUUGUUCUUUCAAGUACUUAUUGACAACGAAUGUCUUGAUGAUGCAAGAAAGCUCUUUGAUAAGAUGUUGUGUUAUGGUGUGGUUCUCUCUCUUGAUUCUUGCAAUAUGUUUCUUUCUCGACUGUCAAAAGACACUGAUGGUCACAAAAUGUUGCUAAAGGCGUUCCUGGAAUUUUCUGAACUAGGCAUUCAGUGGAAUACGACAUCGUAUAAUAUAGUUAUGCACUCCCUUUGUCAGUCAAAGAACAUCAGAGAAGCUCAUAACCUACUUUUGCAAAUGGAAUCAAGAGGUUGCAUUCCUGAUGUUGUCAGUUACAGUACUAUAAUAAAUGGAUAUUGUUCUCAGGAAGAACUUCAUUCAGUGCUAAGAGUCUUUGAACAUAUGCAACAGAAAGGAUUGAAGCCAAAUGCAUAUACCUUCAACAGUAUAAUUCUUCUUCUUUGCAAUAUGGGUAAACUUUUAGAUGCAGAGAAGGUUUUAAGGGAGAUGAUUUCUCUAGGUAUUUUUCCGGACAACGUAGUCUACACCACACUCAUUGAUGGAUUUAGCAAAUUGGAAAAUGUUGCUUCUGCAUUCAAAAUGUAUGAAGAAAUGCAGAAUCAGAACAUUUUUCCUGAUUUUAUUACGUAUACUGCUCUAAUUUGUAGCCUGUGUCGGAAUGGAAAAAUAGAAGAAGCAGACAGAUUCUUUCAUGAAAUGCUGAAUAAUGGUUUAAAACCAGAUGAAUUUACUUACACGACACUUAUUGAUGGCUACUGCAAAACUGGUGACAUGAAAAAGGCAUUUUCACUUCACAACGAGAUGAUUCAUGCGGGAUUGGUUCCAAAUGUGGUUACAUACACUGCUCUGGUUGAUGGGCUCUGCAAACAGGGAGAGGUUGAUACAGCAAAUGAACUUCUUCAUGAAAUGUGUCGAAAGGGGCUAGUCCUUAAUAUCUACACAUGCAAUGCACUUCUUGAUGGACUCUGUAAAUCUGGGGAUGUAGUGAAUGCAGUGAAGUUUAUGGAAGAUAUGGAGGAGGCAGGGAUAUUGCCUGAUGUUUUUACCUAUACUACUCUUAUGGAUGCCUAUUGCAAAUCUGGAGAAAUGAAUAUUGCACACCAGCUGCUUCAUGACAUGUUACAGAGGGGAAUCAAACCAACUGUGGUUACAUUCAAUGUUUUAAUGAGUGGCUUUUGUUCGUCUGGUAUGCUAGAAGACGGUCAGAAGCUUCUGAACUGGAUGUUGGAGAAGGGCAUAAUGCCUAAUGCCACCACUUACAAUUCUCUUAUGAAGCAACAUUGUAUUAGAAAUAAUAUGCGAGCUGCUGCUGAAGUUUACCGGAGCAUGUGUAAUCAGGGUGUAGUGCCCAAUGAAAACACUUAUAACAUAUUGAUACGAGGGCAUUGCAAAGCAAGAAAUAUGAAGGAAGCAUGGUUUUUACACAAGAAAAUGGUUGAGAAGGGAUGCAAUCUGAUGCCUGAGACCUAUAAUGCACUAAUCAAAGGAUAUAUAAAAAGAAAGAAGUAUAUAGAGGCCCAAGAACUCUUCGAAGAGAUGAGAAUGAAAGGUUUAUCUGCAGAUAGAGAACUAUUAUUCAAGUUUGCAGACAUGAACUAUGAAGCAGGGGAUAUUGAUCGCACUUUGGUUCUAUGUGAUGAAGUGGUGGAGAGGUGUCUUGUUAAUAGCAAAAAUGAUCAGACUCAAGUCAAAUAGUGGCUUUUUGUCGUCAUGUGGAUUUCAUCUUCACAUUUCAGUGUUGAACCACAGGAAACUUGUAGUUAAGGGCUUGGGUAAAGUCUUCCUUUUGAGCUUUUUGUUAUUAUUAUUAUUAUUUUAUAAUUAUUACUAUUAUUCUUUUGGUUAUAAAGUUUGUUGAUGUUCUUUGAUAAAUGACAAUAUUCGCUUCACACUGUGAUAUUACAUUACUCGACCAUUGGGUGCAUUGUACCACUUAUCCUAGUUGAAAGGUUGUUUGCUUUCUUGUGCAUAUUAGAUUGCCAGCAGUGUGUUUGUUUAAUAUAUAUAUAUAUAUAUUUUGAUCCGUAUGUUUGUUUAAUAUUAGCUGUACAAUCUAUAGUAUAGAUGCAUUGAGUAUGAGGUAAUACAUGUAUAAACCUCUUUGAGAUCUAUGGUAAUGCACUGUUAAAUGCCUAAUCAGGGUUCUUUGUUGAU